Molecule: messenger RNA, 4069 nt
Organism: Cuscuta epithymum
Lineage: Eukaryota; Viridiplantae; Streptophyta; Magnoliopsida; Solanales; Convolvulaceae
Source: the annotation of a GenBank genome assembly
GGUGAUGAAGUGCAUGGAAGUUGAAAAGCUAAUUUAGUUUGGGAAAAGGCCGUACAUGAAUUUGACCGCCUCACCACAGAGUUGUUUGGAUGAAAACCGUACAUGUAAGGUAUCAUCAUCUUUAUGAUGUAUCAUAAUCAUCUUCUCAGGAAGAGAACUCAGCUUCUUUCUGCUUGUAAAUUCUAACUCAUUUUGGUUGCUUUUUGAGCAGUUUGGUUUAUACUUUUUUCUGUUCUGAUCGUGCCUUUUGUCUAUAGAUAUUCUCGAUCAUGAAUUCCAUGUGUAUGGGUUAUGAAUCCUGAAAGAAGCUGCUGGUGUGGAGAUUAGUACUAGUCACUAGUUGAAAUUUGUCAGUAUGGUCAGGACAAAAACAGUUCAGGUGUUUGGGUUCCCUCAUCUUGUAACUGCAAGUGAUGCUAAGGUAUGCUUAGAGAGGUAUACAGGUGUAGGUUCUGUGUAUGCCAUAGAGGUAAAGAUGGCUAAAAAGGGAGGAAGAGCAUAUGCUAAAGUCCAAUUUGAUAAAGCCAGCAGUGCAGAAGGAAUUAUAGCUCUGGCCAGUCAAAAUGGAUUGCACUAUGGCUCGUCUUAUUUGAAGGCUUGGGAACUAGAUGCCUAUAUUGUGCAACCUAGAUCAUACAUCCAUAAGAUGGAGAACAUAACUCUAUGCUUUGGGUGCCAAAUAUCAGUAGAACGGUUUUACAAGUUAUGUAGAUUUGAAGAUGUUUCAAUAGAAUUUGGAUAUGGAUUGAAGAAGAUACGCUUCUAUCUAUCACAUCACUUUGUUCGAUACAAGCUUCAACUUUUAUAUGAUCACAUUUGGCAGAUUGUGCUGCAUAGAUCCCCCGCCCAAAACAUUAAAUAUCUUGUCAUACAGUUAGUUGCUGCUCCACGGAUCUACAAGAAAAUAGAAGAAGACACCAUCUAUAGCUUCUUUCAGGAAACUCCAGAUGAUCAGUGGGUGAGGACUACAGAUUUCACACAAAGUUUGAUUGGAGAAUCUUCUGGCUUGUGUCUGGAGCUUCCUAGAGGCGUCAAAUUACCAGAUUUCCGUAAUAAUUUUGUCUUCUACAAUGAAACUGAAAGUCAAUUUAUUCUAGAGCCCGGUUCACGGUUUUCUAGAAAUUUGCAUCUAGUCCCAAUCAUUCAUCCUCCACGAGGAAGUGAAUUGCCAUUCGACUUAGUGUUUAAGAUUAGCAGCUUGGUGCAACAUGGAUGCCUUCCCGGUCCCGUACUGAAUGACAGAUUCUUCCGCUUAGUUGAUCCAAGAUUGGUAAACAUUGAUUGCAUUGAAAAUGCCUUGGAGAAAUUGCUCUAUAUGAAGGAAUGCUGUUAUGAUCCUGUGAUGUGGCUGACUGAUGCAUACCGUAAUUUCAAGCAUCCUCCAAAAUCCGCUUCUAUAAAUCUCGAUGAUGGAUUGGUUUAUGUAAGGAGGGUCCUAGUGACUCCAACAAAGGUUUAUUUUUAUGGGCCCGAGGUAAACCAAUCGAACCGUGUGUUGCGCCAUUACAUUAAUGACAUUGAAAAUUUCCUCCGUGUAUCUUUUGUUGACGAGGAGUGUGAUAAAAUCCAAUCCAUAGAUUUAUCUCAAAGGGGAAUUGGGAAGACAGACAUUUAUAGCAGGAUACUUUUGACACUAAAAAAUGGCAUUGUUAUUGGUGAUAAAAGGUUUGAAUUUCUCGCGUUCUCAUCAAGUCAGUUAAGAGAGAGUUCUGUUUGGAUGUUUGCAUCAAGAGUUGGACUUACAGCUACUGAUAUAAGAGAAUGGAUGGGCAACUUGAAAAAGAUAAAAAAUGUUGCAAAGUAUGCUGCAAGACUUGGUCAAUCCUUUGGUUCUUCUAGAGAAGCUGAAAGUGUUCACAGGAAUGAAAUUGAAAUCGUUCCUGACAUAAUAAAGAUUACUAAACAAGGGACUGAAUAUAACUUCUCUGACGGGAUUGGAAAAAUAUCUUCAGAUUUUGCCGAAAAAGUCGCCAUAGAAUGUGGCCUGGAAAAGUUAGCCCCGUCUGCUUAUCAAAUCCGCUAUGGUGGAUUUAAGGGAGUCGUUGCUGUUGAUCCUUCUUCGUCAAAGAAGUUGUCUUUAAGAAAAAGCAUGUUGAAAUAUGAAUCAAAUAAUGUAAAACUUGAUGUGUUGGCAUGGAGCAAAUAUCAACCUUGUUAUCUAAACCGCCAAUUGGUGACACUCUUGUCAACUCUUGGUAUCAAAGAUGCGGUCUUUGAGUUGAAGCAAAAAGAAGCAGUUGCUCAACUGAAUGAAAUCCUCACCAAUCCUGCAAAGGCAGCCGAGGCUCUUGAGUUAAUGGCUCCUGGAGAAAACACUAACAUCAUUAAAGAGAUGCUUAUGUGUGGCUACAAGCCUGAUGCCGAACCUUUCCUUUCGAUGACUUUACAAACAUUCAGGGCAUUUAAGUUGCAAGAUAUAAGGACCAAGGCACGUAUAUUCAUACCCAGUGCCAGAUCGAUGAUGGGUUGUCUAGAUGAGACCAGAACAUUGGAAUAUGGUGAAGUAUUUGUUCAGUAUUCAGGUGCUGGAUGGAGACAGUCUCUUGUUGAUUCUCUACAUUACAAUGAAACCAGAGAUUGUAAAUACAUUGUCACAGGAAAGGUAGUCGUUGCAAAGAACCCGUGCUUACAUCCUGGUGAUGUUCGUGUUUUGAGAGCUGUUAACGUGCCUGCUUUGCACCAUAUGGUGGACUGUGUCGUUUUCCCCCAAAAAGGGCAGAGGCCGCAUCCAAAUGAAUGUUCUGGAAGCGACUUGGAUGGAGAUAUUUACUUUGUGUGUUGGGACCAAGAUCUCAUUCCGAAGGAAAUGAAACCAGCGAUGGAUUACACCCCUGCUCCAAGCAUGGCAUUGGACCAUGAUGUUACAAUUGAGGAAGUUCAGAAGUAUUUUGCAGACUACAUUGUGAAUGACAGUUUAGGCAUUAUUUCAAAUGCGCAUGUUGUGUUUGCGGACAAAGAAGAUAAGAUGGCAAUGAGUGAACCGUGUCUUGAACUUGCAAAGCUCUUCUCUAUUGCAGUCGACUUCCCCAAGACGGGUGUUCCUGCUGAGAUACCUUACCAUCUGCGCGUCAAAGAAUAUCCCGACUUCAUGGAAAAGCCCGCUGAAAAGACAACUUAUGUUUCGUCAAGAGUGAUAGGAAAGCUAUUUAGGGCGGUCAAACAUAUCACUCCACAGCUGAGCUCUAUCACAUCCUUCACAGUAGAAGUUGCAAAAAAAUCAUAUGAUCCUGACAUGGAAGUGGAUGGGUUCGAAGACUUCAUUGAAGAAGCUUUUAAUUGUAAAACUCGUUAUGACUUCAAGCUGGGCAAUCUAAUGGACUAUUAUGGAAUAAAAACCGAGGCAGAAGUGCUGAGUGGCGGCGUCAUAAAGACUUCAAAGUUCUUUGACCGCAGAAGGGAUGCGGAUGCGGUUAGUUUUGCUGUGAGGGCCUUGAAGAAGGAGGCAAGGUCGUGGUUCAAGAAAGGAAGUGAGUCGGCCGAGGACUUAUUGGCAAAGGCAUCAGCUUGGUACCAUGUCACUUAUCACCAUACAUAUUGGGGUAACUACAAUGAGGAUAUGAACCGCGCCCACUUCAUCAGUUUCCCAUGGUGUGUCUAUGACAAACUUAUUCAGAUCAAGAGGGCCAAAACAGGAAAUAGGGCUCUCCGUUUGACAUCGACUGAACAUCAAAGAAAUAAUGUGCAUGAUUCAUCUCACGUAUUAGAAAAACCACAUGUGGAGAUAUGUGAGAAUGUGAAUUAUGCGGUGCAACCGGUGAAGAUACUAGAUAGACAAGUAAAGAAUUUGAGAAGUAAAGAAGUUCCAAUGGUUAAAAUCCUUUGGAAGACUGAUCGGGUCGAAAAAGAGACUUGGGAAACUGAAGCUUUGAUGAGGAAGCAGUACACAUUUCUAUUUGGGUAGUGUUGAAAAUCCUGUUCAGUGGGUGAACUUUUGACACCGCCCCCGGAUGUACUCGAAUUUUCUAUUCUUGGUUUAAUUAAUGUGUUUGAAAUUUCUAUUGUUGAUCAAUUGUAAGUCCAUUAAAGAUUUAAAUAAUAAAUUAUUAAUUAAAUUGCUUACUGGGCCCAG